Anopheles marshallii is the source of this 1305-nucleotide messenger RNA. RefSeq lists its product as uncharacterized. The transcript is spliced from 4 exons. NCBI's taxonomy places the organism in Eukaryota, Metazoa, Arthropoda, Insecta, Diptera, Culicidae. The coding region runs from base 1 to 1305 and encodes 434 amino acids. Gene Ontology annotation, biological process: regulation of cyclin-dependent protein serine/threonine kinase activity. Gene Ontology annotation, molecular function: protein kinase binding; cyclin-dependent protein serine/threonine kinase regulator activity. Gene Ontology annotation, cellular component: nucleus; cyclin-dependent protein kinase holoenzyme complex. The record is from RefSeq and is a predicted model, not a curated record.
AUGAUUGAACACGAACAGCCCAACAUCACCGACACGGAGGUGAUAGAUCAUGAGGAGUUUCUCGAUCGCAUCAAGAAAACGCUCUACUAUGGUUCGUCCAAGGUGCGCUGCACCAAAAUCAGCCGACCGCUGGCCGACUACGCAGCGGAUGUGUUUUCCGAAACGCAUCGCGGCCAUUCCCUCAGUCGAUUGAACUUUGCGACUGUCGGCAAUCUAUCCGUGACGCCAUGCUCACUCAUCCUGGCUAUGAUCUAUCUCGAUCGUUUAAACGCCACCGAUCCGACCUUUGUUCGCCGCAUCACACCGUCGGAAUUAUUUAUAGUAUCAAUGAUGGUCUCGACCAAAUUCUACUGCGGUUACGAUGAGGACAUCUAUCUAAGUGCCUGGGCCGAGUAUGGAAAUAUGACUCCUGAUCAAAUGAAAACAUUGGAACUAGAAUUCUUGGAUGCAUUGAAUUGGAAUGCGUACGUCUCCAAGCGAGAUUUCUUUGAGAAAUUAAAAUCGGUUGAAAAGGUACUAGCAAAGCGGCAAGGUCUCACCCGUGGCUGGUUAACUUACACCGAGCUUAUCAACUUUCUACCUUCCUUUGCGAUGGCUAAACAGUUGAUACACUAUAGCACCGUGCUCGCCUUGAGCUAUACCGCCAGCGUAAUGACCAUUGCUGGAGCCUUCCUUUUAGCUAGCAAUCUACAUCUCCCAGGAAACUUGCUGUACCGAGGAGUAUCCAACAAUCUGGAAGGCAAUAACAUUUCCAGCCACUGCACACUAUCUCAUCAAACCCGACUCGACAGUAUGAUCGAUAGUUCCGUUACUGUUGACGAUACAAACACUCUGGAAGACUGCAUCUCGGAUGGGACCCUUGCCGCAUCGCAGAUAAACGCAACCCUCAAAGACUGUGAAGCGUCUUUUGCUUCCGGACAGCAACAUACGCUACUCGAACGUAAUUGGCAUAGUACAAAUCACCCGGAGGUUAAUGUUUUCUCACCGUACCGUUAUCGGAACAUACGCUUCAUUUUCGAUCCAGCCGAAGGCAAUAAUGUGGUACAACAGAUAGAUUUUAUUCAUUCCGAGCACGAGACUAAUCACGACCCGGAACGAGAAACGAAUUUCGAAUCAAAUGGCGACCCGAUGGCGGAACUUAACGGCGCUGCUGGAUCUCAAAAUUGUUCGUACGAUUGCUUCAUUCCACUGAUCGGUGGCAGUCAGAAAUGGUGUCCAGAGGGACAGCGCGAGAAUUACGAUGGUAUCUAUAAGCAUUACAAGAAGACGUACGAUGUUUUCAGUUCUCUAUUGAAAUUUUUGUAA